AUGGCGCGCCUAAACGAGCCACCGGUUGCGCCGCCGCCAUCGGCGGAGACUUUGGAUGCUGUGAAGCGCCGUUUUUUGCGACAGAAUCGCGAAUUAGCCAAGACAAAUUCGCAGCAGUCUAUUCGCAUCCGGAGUCUCGAGAACGACUGUUCGCGACUGCUGGCAGAGAAUUUGGCGCUGAGGGAGCAGGUCUUGAAUCUGCACAACAACAUCGAGUCGCAACCUGCAUUGGAUCACAUUGACGCGGUCAAAAGCGAACUUGAGGCUAAGCUUUUGGAGCUUGGUGGUCUGGUUGCAGGGCUGUCGAAAGGAAAGAAGAGUACAUCGGAGAGAAGCACAGAAAGGCGCAAGAGUCAGGUCUCAGCGCGAAGAAGGAGUGGGGAGAGACAAUGGAGGAGUGGACUUGGGCUGCAAGAGGUUGAAAAUGGCAUGUUGCCGACAAUUACAGAGGACAAGUACUAUCCUCGCACCACUCUUGGUGCCGAAGAGCUUCAACAAGUGCUCAUUGAUCCUGAUAGCCAAUCGCCCGAUAUUGGCCCCCCACCUGUGUCGCGAUUCGAGGAUGAACCCAUCGCUUUCAACACCGAUGCUCGCGCAGAGGAGCCGGUAGAAGAGCCGGCAGAGGAGUUGGCAGAGGAGAUAGCAGAGGAGCCAGCAACAUCCGAAGAAGCCACACUGUCUGCCAAUCUCGAGACACGUAAGAAGCGGCGAGAGAGUGGGCCCAAACUGAACAUUCGUCGCGUCUCACUAUUUGAAUCCGCAGAGGAGACGGAGGAGACAGCCAUGAAGCCAGCCCGCGCAACCAAACGAAAAUUCAGUGUACAAGAAGAUGAGGAUAGACUUCUCUCCAAAGGAGAGCCAUUCAGGUUCAGCCGCCGAACUACCCCAGCUGCUUCGGAAAUGGAGGCAUCUAACGAGGCAUCUAGGCCCUCUUCGCCUGAACGACCUGUUCUUGGAGCUAAACCUGUCAAUACCGAUCCAGUUGUUACAGUGUCACCAAAGAAGCAGCGCUCCUCUGUUGAGGACAAACCGGAAAAGCCUGCUAAACCUGUAACCAAACAUCGUGUUCGCCCUCGUUUGAACAUUACGCGCAAUAACACGCAACCUGACUUCCCCGUCCUACCAAUGCCUGAACCAAUACUGACGGCCGACAUCGUCCUCGACUCGCUACCACCGAAGACGCCAGCUGUGGAAUCCAUAUUUUCUCCUCCUUCCACGGAGCCUUCGACCCAGCGACCAGAAAACAAAGACACGCCUCCACCCGGCGAUCUCAACGCUGCUGUCCAGACCGGACAAGGGACUCGACCUGGGCGUCGUGCACGCCCACAAGUCAGCUACAAGGAGCCCAGUCUCAACGUCAAGAUGCGACGCCCCGACGCCAAGUUGGUGGACGCAGUGGUCGAUCGAAGAACUAGUGUAGAGUCUCAAUCAGCACCUCCGACUACGAUCAAGCGCCAGACAGCCGACGAUCUGAACUGGAAGCCAGUGACAGCUAUUCCUGGUCGUGGGGCCGACGAGGAAGUUGAAGUCGGAAGUCCACUGCGACAAAAGCUCGAUAGGCAAUCGCAAGACACGAAGACCUCGCCAACCACAGAAUCCACAGUAGAGCGUUCGACCGCUUCCAAAGCCAUAUCAGCAUUGAUAAACGAGACGAGCACGGCUAAACGGAGAGCAUCCGCUUCAGCAGAUGCAUUGGUCUUGAAAACAGCAACAGAGCCUGUGGUAGCAAAGUCUUCGGACCUGGUAGUCCCUACAAAGGCCCCGAAUGUUAAGCCAGAACCACAAGAGGCAGACAACAUGGCCGUAUUCGAUUUCGCAGAGUCUUCACCCGUGGAAGCAGUAGCUAACCCCCGAACGCGCAUUACCGAGCUUGCAAAAGCGGCACGAAGCGCACGCCGUCACUCCACUGUCGCGAAUACAUCAUCUACGACCGAAGACCACAAUGCAGAAAAGGCUAGCGGCGCACUCCCCAGUCUGCAUAAGCGCACGGGUAGCGGAACUACAAGAAGCACCAGCACUACAAAUUCAGGCAUUAAGAGUACCACGAACCUGGGCAAGAGCACAUCCGCGUCUGGGAGACUGUCUGCAAAAGAGAAGAUGGCUAUUGCCCCACUUCCUCCCAGCGGAAGCAGUAUUGAUCUCCGCACAAAAGCUGAGGCUGCAGCCUCUGAGAAAGAAGCACAGCCCAUGACAGCGAGAGAGACGAGUGCUCUGAGGGCCGAACGGGCCGCGAGUCGGAGAAAGAGCAUGAUGCUGUGA
Messenger RNA from Plenodomus lingam JN3, 2259 nucleotides. RefSeq lists its product as uncharacterized. NCBI's taxonomy places the organism in Eukaryota, Fungi, Ascomycota, Dothideomycetes, Pleosporales, Leptosphaeriaceae. Gene Ontology annotation, biological process: meiotic chromosome segregation. The record is from RefSeq and is a predicted model, not a curated record. Gene Ontology annotation, cellular component: nucleus; chromosome, centromeric region.